Molecule: messenger RNA, 4845 nt
Organism: Python bivittatus (Burmese python)
Lineage: Eukaryota; Metazoa; Chordata; Lepidosauria; Squamata; Pythonidae
Gene: DHX58
Product: DExH-box helicase 58
Biological process (GO): negative regulation of RIG-I signaling pathway; cytoplasmic pattern recognition receptor signaling pathway; antiviral innate immune response
Cellular component (GO): cytoplasm
Molecular function (GO): double-stranded RNA binding; hydrolase activity; single-stranded RNA binding
Source: RefSeq, a predicted model, not a curated record
UUUGGGAUUGGGUGUGCAGACUCUGACAUUUUGUUGAGUCUCCCCAUUUUACGAGGGAUUUACCCGGGGAACCAACCACCGUGGAAAACCCCCUCAAAAAACCUACCGCGGCUGCGGAGGAGUGCCCCAUGCCCACAGCCGUAGGGGGGAUCGAGGAGGAGAUAGAAACCCUAACAGGUACCUACCCUAGCCUCCCGCCGCCACGGAAACCUGACCGGCACCUGGCGAAGUUGUGGAGCAUGGACGAGCUGGCUGGGGGAAUGUCAUUCCUGGAUGUGGCCCCCGAGAAACGCUGGGCUCUGACAACAGGGAGAGUCGAAUCCAUGCGGAGGGAAACCCUAGAGGAUUGCGUACAACUCCUGCAAUCUGAAAACACCCUAAUAAAGAGAGAGCUGAUGAGGAUGAGUGAAAUCGUUCGGCAUUCAGGUCUGUACCAGAGUCCCGAAAUAGAGGGGGAGGGUGAAGAAGAAGGGCUGGAGGAAUCGCUAUUAGCCCCCUCAACCACGCCCGCAACGGCAACCCCCGUAGCUCCGGCUGCACAGCGGCUUCCGGCCGUCCCAGUUGCGCCACCUGCGCCCGUCCCGGGGGUUCAACGAAGGGUCGCUCCAAUCCAAGCCCAGCAAGAUGCCCUCUUAAAGCGCUGGGGGUUGACCAAGAAGUUUAGCGGGGACCCAAGUGAAGUACCUAACUUCAUGGCUCAAAUCACCAUAUGCAUGGAGCAGACGGGGCAUUUAUUCGCAUCCGAUCGGGAGCGCGUGCUCUACAUCUGCAGAGCGUUUACCGGCAAAGCAGGGGAGUGGCUGAUCCAACUUCAAGCAGCCCAAGCGCCCGAACUAAACCACCUUGGUCGAUUCUUAACCGCUCUACGUAGAAGAUUUGAGGACCCUGGGGUAGUCACCAGAGCCCGGGCGCAACUAGGCAAGGUGCGGCAGGGAACCCGCAGCCUCGGCGAGUACGCCUUGGAAUUCCGCGGCAUUGCGGGGUUGCUCCCUGAUUGGCCAGAGCAGUUCAAAAUCACCUGCUUCCAGCAAGGGAUGCGCCGCGACCUGUGGAAGUUAGCGUUCGCCCGAGGAGACCCAAAUACCCUAGAUGGAUGGAUCCAACACGCUGGUAACAUUGAAGCCCAGUGGAAAGCGGUAGACCCAGAAUUCGAGCGGAAACCCGACACCCUGGCACCGGCACCCAGGAAGUUACCAUCAAAAGGAGGAGACGAGAGAUUUCCUAGAGCGGUCAAACGCGUUUGUUUCCACUGCGGUGAACCCGGCCACUUUGCGCCCUCCUGUCCUAAACCGCCGGCCGCAUGGGCGGCGGAGCCGAAAAAACCCACCGGAGCACCCCAAAAACCUGGUACCAAAGGCAAGAGAGGAACCGUUGCGGCAGGAACGGAGUCGCUGUUCCCAGACCUCGUCAUUUACGAAGAAGGAUCGGUCAGAAAGGAACAGGAGGCAACCGUUGAUUCCAACAAAACCCCUCACCAAACCGAGGCAGAAAGGGACGACGAGGAGGACGACGAGGAUGAGGAUGAGGCGAUUCUCUUUCGAAUCAGGUUUUCUAAAUCUGAUCCUAUGGAACUGGAACUGCGUGAUUAUCAGUGGAAAGUCAUUGGGCCUGCUUUGGAAGGAAAGAAUAUCAUCAUAUGGCUGCCAACAGGAGCUGGAAAGACCCGGGCAGCUGUCUAUGUCUGUAAGAGACACUUGGAGAGUCAAGAUAAGAACAAGGUGGUUGUGUUAGCCAACACAGUGCCUCUAGUUGACCAACAUCUGAAGAAUGAAUUCAGCUUCUUACAAAGUCAGUUCCGAAUUACAGCUCUUUGUGGUGAUAGGAUCCAGAAGAUAUUCUUCUCAGAAAUGGUAAAGUGCCAUGACUUGAUAAUCUGCACACCCCAAAUCCUGUAUAAUGCCCUCACCCACCAAGAAGAGGAAAUGCGUGUGGAGCUGACUGAUUUCUCUUUACUGGUGAUUGAUGAGUGUCACCACACUCACAAAGGGACUGUUUACAACAAGAUUAUGGAGGACUACUUGGACCGCAAGCUGAAAGGCCAACAGGGCUUACCUCAGAUUUUGGGACUCACAGCUUCUCUAGGUACAGGAAGUACAAAUUCCCUGGAAGCAGCCAAGAACCACAUCCUGGAGAUCUGCGCUAACCUGGACACUGAAAAAAUUAUGUCACCUGAUAAACAUAAGCCCUCUCUUGAUAUUCAUGUUCCAUGCCCCAAGAAACAGUAUGAUCUGUCGGAACCAAGGUUGCAGGACCCAUUUGGAGAAAAGCUCAAGGAGAUAAUGACCCAGAUCUAUAGUUACCUAAAUAUGCCCAAUAUGACUACAGACUUUGGUACCAAGUUAUUUGAGCAGCAGAUUGUGGAGCUUGAAAAGGAAGGAGCAAAAGAAUUUUGCCAAAAAACCCGAGUUUGUGCCCUGCAUCUUCGGAAAUACAAUGAUGCCCUGCUGACCAAUGAAACUGUGCGCAUGAUUGAUGCCUUCAAUAUUCUAGAUAAGUUUUACCAACUAGAAUGUGCUACUAAGAUGUUAACACAAACAAGCGAGAAAUAUCUGGUCCAGAUCUUUAAUGAGAACAGGUUGUCUCUUCUGGCUCUUGCUGAAGAUAGUCACUAUGAGAAUCCCAAACUUAGCAAGCUGCAACAAGUCCUCCGAGACCAAUUCCAAGAACUGAAGAGCUCACGGGGCAUUGUGUUCACCCGGACACGCCAGAGUGCCUAUUCGCUGCAUCAGUGGGUACUGGAUAACCAGGCUUUGUGUAAACUUGGGAUCAAGACCGAUGUCCUAAUUGGGGCUAGCUCCAGCAACCAGACAACGCACAUGACACAGCAAGAACAACAAGAUGUUAUCCAUCGUUUCCGAAAGGGGGCACUCAAUCUUCUCUUUUCCACCAGCGUGGCUGAGGAGGGGCUGGACAUCCCUGAGUGUAAUAUCGUAGUCCGCUAUGGGCUGAUGACAAAUGAAAUUGCCAUGAUGCAGGCCAGGGGCCGCGCCCGUGCCCCAAAUAGCAUCUGUUCCAUUUUGGCCAAGACUAACAGCAAGGAGGUGGCCCGUGAGAGGCUUAAUGAAACUUUGGAGACCCUAAUGGAGAGCGCCAUCACAUGGGUGCAGGAGUUGCCUGAGAAAGAAUACCACCUAAAGAUUGUGAAGUUGCAGCAUGAAGCCAUGAUCAGCCGGAAAUUGCGGGACGCCAAAUGUGAGAAGCAACGGCAGCUACACGAUCCAGACAGUGUACGUCUCUGCUGCCUCAACUGCAACAUGGCUGUCUGCCAUGGCAGUGACCUGCGCAAAGUAGAGAAUAUGCACCAUGUCAACAUCAGUUCCAACUUCAGCCUGUAUUACAAAACGUCACUCAACCAUGUGUCGAUUGCCCGCGAGUUCAAAGACUGGAAACCAGGGAGCUCCAUCAGUUGUAAUAAAUGUGGGCAGGCUUGGGGAAUGGAAAUGAUCUACCGGGAUUUCACACUUCCAGUGUUGGCCAUUAAAAAUUUUGUGGUGGAAACCCCAGAUGGCCGCCAGACACCCAGCAAAUGGAGCAAAGUCACUUUUGAGAUCAAGGCUUUUGAUUAUACUGAAUAUUGUAAUACUAAUUUCUGGGUGGAUAUGUAAGACUUGGAGAAUGAGUGGAAAAUAUGACCAUUAAAUGUGCCCCUUUUGAUUAACAAAAGUAGUCUUGUACAUCUUCCUUAUCUAGUGAAAAUGAGCAAACCCAUUGAAUUUACGCUGUCUCGUUGAUUCAAAUUACUUUGAAGUGGACCUGCUGAUCCUCUUCACUGAUGCCAACCUGAAUGCUGGGGGCCUCUUUCCACUUUAAAUGCAUGUGUGUGCUGACUUGCCCCAAAACAAGUGUUUGCAAUGGAUGAAGGUACCCGGCUGCAUAAUCAUUCUUCUCAUAUUAAAAAUCUGAAUUGACUUGUGAACGUGACAUGGCAUCCUCUUUGCAACUAGGGAUUUUCUGAAUGCCUUGAACAUGGUUGUAGUUUGCAGCAGUGACUGAAACAAGGAAGAGGGUAUGGUAAGUUCCAAACAAAAUUCAUGCUUUUUAGGUUGCAAGUAUUGUAACUCAUUCUGGAGCAUUUCCACAUCAUAAUUGGAGUAAUCCAACCUUCAUCCCUUACCCAAGAAAUUUAAAAGUCCAGGUAGCUAGUGCUUUGCAUGCCUGCUUUCUCCUCCAGGAUGAAACAGAUAAAACUCGUUAAUUUCUCUCCUACUAAGUAUUUCCCUUAAAGAUUGGCUGAAACUCUGCAGCCUGGAGGAAGGAUGGGAAGUAUUGCCACAAUAGGGAAAUUAGUUGCCCUCAACCUUGUCAGAACCUAACUGUUGUCAAGAGAUGAGAAGAAAAUCCAUCUGGUUGUGUUGUACUGAAACUGGUCCAAAAAUCAGCUCAGCUAAGGAAGGGGGGGGGGGGUCAAAGCCAGAGCUGCUUUUGAGUACUCUAUGUGUGGAAAUGCCCUCAGAGCCAUAAACAGACUACAGUACUAUGAGCUUACUGGAAGGAGGAAGAGAUGAACCAGAAGUUGGCUGAGGUCCUGAUUUUGAAGAUCAGUUUAAGAGUAAAGGAUGUUCAGAGAAUGAGGAGGAAGAGAAGGUCCACACAGAGCAGCUUCAUGUAAAUGUAAACUGUCUACUUGGAUUUCAAAUAGAGGCCAGUCAUCUUGUAAUACGUGACAGAUUUCCUGUGAAAAUAAUGUUAUAUUUUGGGAAUAUUAAAGUGUAUGUAAGGGAGGAAGGCGUGUAACACAUAUUUCCCCAUCUCUCACACCUAACUGCAUGUUCUGCUACUCAGUGCUUGGUUUCUAAAGUAGGUAUUGCAAAACUUCAAUCCUGUCUGGAGGAUCACUGAAUUUUU